Messenger RNA from Fusarium poae, 471 nucleotides. RefSeq lists its product as uncharacterized. The record is from RefSeq and is a predicted model, not a curated record. Bases 1 to 471 code for a protein of 156 amino acids. The transcript has 2 exons. Lineage: Eukaryota; Fungi; Ascomycota; Sordariomycetes; Hypocreales; Nectriaceae. Gene Ontology annotation, cellular component: membrane.
AUGUCUAUGGGAAUCAUAACCAUCGUACAUGCCGUUCUGGCUGUCUUUCUCAUUAUUGAGUUAGGCCUCACAGCUUACAUGGUUGAUUUCACCGACCACUGGUGGACCGACUCGCCUGCUUCCUUCGCCUUCUUACUCUUCUGUUCCGUCUGGUCCAUCCUCAUGCUUCUCUACCUCGCCUUGGCGCCUCUCUUUGCCCCCCGCAUCUACCACAACAUGAUCGCUCUCGGUAUUCUCGCCCUUACCUCGCUCUUCUGGUUUGCAGGCGCUACCGCUGUUGCUGCUCACAUCGGCGUCCCUAAGUGCCGUGGAGACACCCGCUGCCAAGCCACUCAGGCUGCCGUCGCAUUUGGUUACUUCAUCUGGGCCAUCUUUACUGGCUUGACCAUCAUGGAGGCUCUUGCUUUCAUGCGAGGACGUGGCCACACUGCUCACGCUGACACCAAGCCCGGCCACACCUACGGUGCCUAA